UUUCAGUGUUCUCCACGCUGGCGAGCUCGGUGUGUCUCGCCAUCCCAGGCAGCUGCAUCCGUUUGUCUUGAGGGGAUUCAGGUACUCGGAAAUGGUGUCCAGCGGCUCUUGUCUAAUCUAGGCAUAUGCAGAAAACAAAACCGCAACCGUACUGAGAUCCCCGCAGACGGCCAACUGCUAUAAAAAUAGGCAAUAAAGCAAUUCCUCUGACGCAGAGAAGCUUAAGAUUGGGGAAGAGCGCAGAGCUCUGGGUGGAGAACGGAGAAUACCAUGCUCGGAGAGUCUCGCCCACCAAAUGAGCGUUAAAUUAAAAGAACGUUAUCCAAACGAAGCAGACUCAGUCAGUCAUUGACAACGAACCCGAAACAACGAACGACCGCGGCGGGUGAAAACCACGCGAAGCGAAGAGUUAAUUGCCGGCGAGCAUAGAGCCCAUUUGGAAUAUUAACUAAUUAAAGCCAACGCGACCCAUCCCCGAAAUGCGCGACGCCGCCGAAGAUCAAUCCGUGUCCGUCCCGAUGCCUGCCUCCGCUUCCGCCUCCGCUGCAAGCUCUCCGCCGGUAGCAGCAUCAGACCGCCGGCUGACCCAGCGAUUGCUUCUGGAACUGCUGGUGAUCGUGGUCCUCCUCAUACCCAUCUGCGUUUACGAGUUCGCGGUGGAUCCCGUUCGGCGGGGCUUCUUCUGCGACGACGAGAGCAUCAGCUACCCGUUCCGGGACAACACGAUAACCCCGGUGAUGUUGGGUCUGAUCGUGGGGCUGUUGCCGCUGCUCCUCUUCGUCCUAGUGGAGUAUGUGCGCCACCUGCAGGCUGGAGAGAUUUCUACAACUGUUGACCUGCUGGGAUGGCGCGUUUCCACCUGGUAUGUGGAGCUGGCCCGGCAGUCCACCUACUUCUGCUUCGGCAUGCUCCUCACCUUUGACGCCACCGAGGUGGGCAAGUACACCAUCGGCCGCCUGCGUCCGCACUUCCUGGCCGUAUGCCAGCCGCAGCUGACGGACGGCAGCCUCUGCUCGGACCCGGUCAACCUGCACCGCUACGUGGAGAACUACGAGUGCGCCGGCGAGGGCUACUCCAUCGAGGAUGUGCGCCAGGCGCGGCUCAGCUUCCCCAGCGGCCACUCCAGUCUGGUCUUCUACGCCAUGGUGUACGUGGCGGUCUACCUACAGCGAAAGCUCACCUGGCGCGGCUCUAAGCUCAGCCGCCACUUUGUGCAGUUCGUGCUGGUCAUGCUGGCCUGGUACACGGCACUCAGCCGCGUGAUGGACAACUGGCACCACUGGUCGGACGUACUCGCCGGAUCGCUACUCGGCGUGGCCGGGGCAUUGAUCACCGUCCGCUACAUAGCGAGGCUGUUCGACCUGCCUUUCGACGGGGGUGUGGGCACCAUACUGGGCGGUGGGCUGCGGCGGGAGAACACCGCGGCCACCCUGCAGGAGGAGGUGUGCCCUAGCACGCCGCCACCCUACUCGGCGACCAGCAGCUACAACGACGAUCAGUAUUGUACGAAGGUCUGAAAGAGGCCAGGAGCAUGUCCGCUCGAAGCAUUCCAAAGAUAGCAAUAAAGAAUAGACCGAA
This is a messenger RNA of Drosophila kikkawai, 1578 nucleotides long. Its product is annotated as putative phosphatidate phosphatase. The record is from RefSeq and is a predicted model, not a curated record. Gene Ontology annotation, biological process: phospholipid metabolic process; phospholipid dephosphorylation; signal transduction. Gene Ontology annotation, molecular function: phosphatidate phosphatase activity. Gene Ontology annotation, cellular component: plasma membrane. Lineage: Eukaryota; Metazoa; Arthropoda; Insecta; Diptera; Drosophilidae.